Orycteropus afer afer is the source of this 930-nucleotide messenger RNA. Its product is annotated as putative olfactory receptor 2W6. Bases 1 to 930 code for a protein of 309 amino acids. The transcript has a single exon. Gene Ontology annotation, biological process: G protein-coupled receptor signaling pathway. Gene Ontology annotation, molecular function: olfactory receptor activity; G protein-coupled receptor activity. The record is from RefSeq and is a predicted model, not a curated record. Gene Ontology annotation, cellular component: membrane. NCBI's taxonomy places the organism in Eukaryota, Metazoa, Chordata, Mammalia, Tubulidentata, Orycteropodidae.
AUGGAAAUAAAUGACAGCUCAUGGAAAGACUUCAUUUUAGUGGGCUUCUCAGAAUAUCCAAAGGCUGAGUUCAUCCUUUCUUUGUUUGUCUCUGGUUUCUACAUCAUGACAAUCACAGGCAACAUGGCUAUCAUCUUGGUCUCCCUCCUGGACAGCCGACUCCACACUCCCAUGUAUUUCUUCCUCCGAAACCUGUCAUUUCUGGACAUCUGUUUCACCACCUGCAUUGUCCCUCAGAUGCUGGUGAACAUCUGGAGUGGUCACAAGACAAUCAGCUAUGUAGGUUGCAUGGUUCAAUAUUCAGUGGCCUUGGCUCUUGGCUCCACGGAAUGUGUGCUUCUUGCUGUCAUGGCUGUUGACCGCUACAUUGCUGUCUUGUGGCCCUUGCGCUAUGCUACAAUCAUGCACCAACAGAUUUGCCACCUUCUGGCAGCUACUUCUUGGCUCUCUGGAUUUGCCAACUCUCUCCUUCAGUCAUCACUAGCCAUUGUUUUGCCUCUGUGUGGCCACCACCAUGUGGAUCAUUUCCUUUGUGAAGUCCUUGUCAUUAUCAAGCUGUCUUGUGUGGACACUGGUCCAACUGAAUCAAAAAUGUUUAUUGCACGCCUGAUCAUUCUUGCCAUUCCAGUCUGCAUCAUCCCUACUUCUUAUGCCUGCAUUGCCAGGACUGUGGUGAGAAUGAACUCUGCUGAAGGACGACAGAAGGCCUUUGAGACAUGUGCCUCCCAUUUGAUGGUGGUCUCGCUGUUCUAUGGAACCAUUAUGUUCAUGUAUCUUCAGCCUAAGAAUAACUAUUCUCGGAAUCAGGGAAAGAUCCUGGCCCUAGUGUAUACCAUUGUUGCUCCCACUCUGAACCCAUUAGUCUAUACCCUAAGGAACAAAGAUGUAAAGAGGGCAAUAAGAAAAGUGAUCUGGAAAGAUUUAGUGUAA